Salvia miltiorrhiza (redroot sage) is the source of this 788-nucleotide messenger RNA. RefSeq lists its product as uncharacterized. Gene Ontology annotation, cellular component: nucleolus. Bases 159 to 554 code for a protein of 131 amino acids. The record is from RefSeq and is a predicted model, not a curated record. The transcript is spliced from 3 exons. NCBI's taxonomy places the organism in Eukaryota, Viridiplantae, Streptophyta, Magnoliopsida, Lamiales, Lamiaceae.
UAGGGGGCCCAGCCGCGAAGGAUAUCAUAAACGAGGUACUUGGAUAAAAAUCCCUCUUUUCAAUCUGGGUGCAAAUUAUUGAGCUACUACAAACCUAGAAUCACCUCCAUUGAUCUCAGAUUCCCGAGUCUUGCUCCGGGGAGAGUGAGAGAGAGAGAAUGUCUGGGUAUGAGAAUGUAAUCGGAGGGAAGCUGAAGCUUAAGGGUAAGGCUCUGGAUGUGAAGGCCGGUGGAGUGAAGAAGAAGAAGAAGCAAAAAAAGCAGCAGGAACAAAUUUCUGAAGCUGUGGAAAGUGAGAAUGCAUUGGUGGAAACUGAUUUGGACAAGCAAGAGAGUGGUGAUGCUAACAAAUCGACUGGAGAUGAGAGAUCAGCUAGUUGGGAUGGCAAUCUGACCCCAGCAGAGAGACGAUACAUGGAACAGAGGGAGAGAAUCGACUACCAUAAGCUGGCAAAGACAUCUAAUAAAUCACACCGUGAUCGUAUUGAGGAUUUCAACCAGUAUCUUGCUAACAUGAGUGAGCAUUAUGAUAUUCCUAAAGUUGGCCCGGGCUAACUUGAAUUGCAUCCAACGGCUUCUCCUUCGGCCCUGUGGCGCUGCCAUAGAUAUCUACUAACGAUCCAUGUUGUGUUCAUAUGCUUUUUGGUUGCUUUAGACCAGUUUUACCAAUUGAGUUUCUCUUUCAGUGAACUUGUUUAAUGUGUAAUCCUCUCAUUCAUGGAUGUUGACAUUUAUGUAAUGAUGUUUCCAUUGCAAUUUUCACCUUCGGAGAUUCAGGAUUUACUCUAA